GUGCUUUCCGGCGGCCAGAGAAGCGGAGAGGCCUUUUCCCGGUGCUCCUCUCCCAGUCUGGGAUGCUGUCGGUCGGUCCCCGGGUUGUAUCUUUAAUAAGAUAAGAAAGCUGAGGCCGGAGUACCCCAAGGCCGCACAGCUGGUGAAGAGUCGAGGAGGGACUCGGGCCCGGGGCCUCUGCUCUUCUCCCCUGCUCAUCCCCUCUCUGCGCCCGAUCCAGGCUGUCGGGUCGGCCCCGCCGCUCGGCCUCAGUGGUCCCACCCCUACACAGCCUCCCUCCCGGGCAUUCUGGAUCUCCCCUCCCCCGGCUCCCGGUUUCCUUGUCAAAACUUCCUGCCUUGGCUAGGGCCCGAGUUCCCACCCCCUUCCUGCCCCCCGCCCCUCCGCGCCCCUCCCCGCCCAGCGAUCCACAACUUUCGGCCACUCCGCCGCUCUCGCAGUCGGCCUGGGACUCCACGCAGGGAUCCCCGCCCUGUCCUCCUCCAGGCCCACCCCGGCAGUCCCCACCCCAGGCGGACGGCGAGAUAGGGUCCCGAGGCAGGUGACUCAGUGCCCUGCACUCCCAUACACUCAGCCCAGAGGAACUUGGAGGCCAGCCCUGAGGAAUUCCUGCCCGAGGUUGGGAGAGCAGGUCUGGAGACGCCUUUUACUGUGUAAUGCUGGGAAGUUCUUUCUGAACUCCACCUUCCGUUGACUUACCAGUGUUGUGUCUUGAGGGCCCUAGAAGGAAGGUCCUGCUGUCUGGUGAGCCGGGGACAAGCCACAGCCUCCAAACAUCCCUCCCUGUCCCGUUUCCCACAGAGUAAGGUUGGGCUUACUCAAGUCGGAAAGGAUUUAGAGUUUAUCAGUCCAUCCACCCCACACCAUGUUUAAUUACUGCCCCCUGGGUGCCAGGAACCCUCGAUGUGUGUGUGUAGGUGCUGGCCAGUGCUGGGGACACAGUGGUCAGGCAGGCAUAGAAGUGCCCUGACCCCACGGUGCUCCAUUCCAGUGGGGAAGACAGACCUUAAUAAAAAUAUAACGACCACGGGAUGGGAACCUUGAGGGAACACCUGGGGGGUAAGCAGCCCUCUAAUAGCGCCUGGGACAAGAAUGGAAUUGGAGGCUGUCCCAGCCUGGUAGGGAAACCAGACUCACAAGCUGGCAGUCACAAGAUGGGGUACAUUACCUCAUCCGUCCAUCAGACUUGAGGUGCUCCCGGGCCUGUGAACUCCUGACUUGACCUGGGUUAGUCCCACCUUCCCCCAGAGGAGGGACACUGGUGCCUUCGGCUAGAGUUUGGGGAAGUGUUGGGCCUCUCGGGGACUGGUCUAUGUCCAGUAUGGAGCCGGCCUCAGGGAAGAACUGGGGUCCUUUGGGCCACAGGGGUCCGUGGUGAGUGUGCUAAGAGACUGGAGAAAGGUCCAAGGAAAGGGAGGAACAGGUGAGGUGCAGAGCCACUGAGGGGGCUUCCUGGAGGAGACUGGCCUAGAAGGAUGGGUAGGACCUGGGCAUUCCAGGAGUGGCCUGGGCAGAGGUGGCCGUGCGGUGAGAGGCAUGUCCAGUGUGAUGGGAGCAGAGGCUGGCCACCUGGGCCCCGGGCGCCCUUUCCUGCACUGUGGGGAGCCACGGAGGCAUUAGAGGGAGGCAGUGGCCAGAGCAGAGCUGCGCUUUCCAACAGUAUCUGGGGGUGGCAGUCAGCAGGGGGAGCUGCUCCUUGGCCUGUGUCACCCCAGGGCUUACCUCCCACCCGCCACUGCUUUGUUCUUUGAAGCAGAUUCUAAUCCUGCUGGCCCUUGGGCAAGUCUUUUUACCAGUUGGCCCUUGGGCAAGUCUUUUUACCCGAGACCCUCCAUGGUCUCUCCUGUGAAAUGGAGAGCGAUAACAACCACUCCACCUGUGGGUGGUGGUGAGGGUCCGGGCUGGCUCUAGCUUCCAGUAGGCACGUGCUGAAUGUUUGGUGAAUCAGAAUCCCUGCAGUUUCUCUAUUUCCUGAUGAGUAAACAGGUCGGGCUGAGGACCCUCUAGCUUCUGUUUCCUGAGCCACAGAGAACACAAGGCCGGCCCCUCACCCCUGCUCCCUCCCCGCCCAGCCUCUGGAGCACAUGCAGGCUUCCUGUCCCUCCAUCCGGCAGACAUGCCUGGCGUGCUGAAGGCCUGGCUUGGCUGGAUGUAGGAGGGGCUCUAUGUGUGUGUGUACAAGCGUGUACACGGGUGUUCUGAGUGGCACGUGGAGCAGAGAAGUCUAGGCUGCUGGCGGAGCUGGGUUAGAGGGCAUCCCUGUAUGGGGAGGGAAGGGAAGUCUUUGGACUCAGGAUCACACUGCUGAGUGGGAAGGACUAAGUGAUCCUGUCUCCAUGGCAAAGAGAGGUUAGGAAAGGGCACAGAGAACAGACACAGAGACAGGGGAGAUCCUGAAAGACAAGAGAGCUACAGGGCGAGGCAACCUUGGCACCAAGCUAAGACACAGGGCUCGAUUUGUGGAUCAUGGCUGGAGUUCAGCCUACACCCCAUACCUGAAGGUGGCUCCCCUAGUGCAGUGAACAUACUGCACAACUGUACGUGGUAGCCUUGAUAUAGAAAAGGAAGGAGAGAGGCAGAAGAGACCAAGAAACUGAUGGAGGAAGAAAAAAAAGACAGAAAGCAGACAGUUUCUGAUGAAGAGCAAGACAAAAGGCAAAAAGAAAGAGGCAGAGAGCCUAGAACUUGGAGGAUUCUGUUUUUGCAUUGACACAUGUCCACUGAGCAGCCUCUGGUCUGAGGCUCAGUUCCAGGAUGGUCAUUGGAACCAACAGUUCCAACCCCCACUGAACCCUGGGAGAUAUGGGGUGUUAUUCUCCCAUUUUACAGAUGAGGAAAUGGAGGCUCACAGGGCUCAAGUGACAUGCUGGAGGCCGUACAGCUUUUAAGUACUAGAAACUUUGGCCUCCAAGAUGGGAAGUGGGGGAGAGGGAGACAGAGAGGAGGCACCAGUGGAAACAAGCAAGAAGCUGGAGUUGGUGCUCAGGCUGAGGGCUGGGGGAAAGUAGAAUCCAGGCGUCCUGCCUCAUCAACCGCCUUUGGCUUGAAGGCAUACCUGGCGGGCAGCCCAUCGUUCUGGGGGAUCAGGUUCUCUGGGGAGCCUAGUCCCCUCCCCUCCUCACUUCCUUUCUCUCUGUCAGCAUCUAAGGCCCUAUUCCCAUUCCCGGAUCAUCCUGGGGGUUCUUCAGGAAAAAAAAAGAAAGAAACAGCUUUUCCUGGAAUUAAUACUCAAAGAGUAUGACAGUGCCAAGGGGAGUGGAGAAGGGGUGUGAUAGGUGCAGGAGGAGUGAGGCUGAGGAUGCCAUCGUGGAGACUGCAAUGGUUCAUUGAGCUUCUUAUGUAGCUCUCUAGACACUUAUCUGUAUCAACUCAUUUAUUACUCCGCAGAACAGUCCUACAAAGGGAAGUACCAUUGUCCUCUCCAUUUUAGAGAUGAGGGAACUGAGAGAUGGGAUUCGAACCCAGGUUUGAAUGGGGAGGUGGGAGGGGAUGCAGAGCUCAGAGGGUAUCCUUUGCGAUACCGCCUCCCAGAGAAGAGCAGCUGGAAGGGAGCUGGUGGGGAAGUUCCUCUUGCUGUCUCACUUCCAUCAGCCCCACUCUUGUUCUCUGCCUUCUAUAGACAUGGAUCAUCUCCUGUCCACUAGGAACUCUACUCCCCUCUCAGAGGCCCCAGACUCAUCCCCCUCCUCCUAGCAGGUUUAGGAUUGGAGUACAGUGAGGGUAGAGGUUCUCCCCACCAGAGGAAUCAGGCUGAACAGAAGAGCAGGGGAGGCGAGCUGGGUUGGGCCCUGUGUGGGCUUGGAGGCCGAGAGGGCAGGGAUACUGGGGGCUCGCGCAGGCGGGACUGGGGACUGCGGGGGGGGGGGGGGGGGGGGGGCCUGGCCAGGCGCCCAGCUGCUUUGCAUCUCGAGGUGAAGGAGAGAGAAGUGUCAGCUCAUUCUUGACUGUAAACACAUCCCGGUUCCCACGCCUGUGAUCGCGUUCUUGUGGCAGCCCCCAGCCUGAUCCCCUUCUCCUGUCCAGCCCCCCGCCAGGCUCCCCCUCGCCAUAACCAAGGCUGUUAAAAAGAGAUGUAAAGCCCCUGGGAUUCCCGCCUGGGCUCGGGAGAGCCUGGAGCCGCAGGGAUGGAUCUGCCAGUCUGGGUUUGGAUCCCAGCUCUGAUAUUACCGGCUGUGUGGCCCUGGGCAGGGAACUUACGCUCUCCUUGCCUGUUUCCUCAUCAGUAAAAUGAAUAAUCAUACCUACCACAGUGGGCUGACAUAAGCUUUACACGAAAUGAUCCACAGAAAUUGCUCAGCGCUCUGCCCGUGCCGACGCAGUGAACAACAUAUGGGGUCGCACUAGUUUUCCAAUUGUGAGGGAAGGUGUGUGGGUCCCUCAAUCCAGAGGUGCCACUGGAGGAAGGGGGCUGAGUAGGGGAAAGGCAGAGGUCAUCUGUAUAGGAAGAGGGAGAAGGGAGCCUACAGUGGGGGCCCCUGGGGUCAGAUGGGGGGCCACUAGUUGUCUGAUUUAAACCCCUUGAAGGGGCACGUGUGAUCACAAUAGCCCCCGUUCUGCUGGGACUGGAGGUGCUGGGGAAGGGUGGGCCGGGGUCUCAGGUUCCCUAGCCCCUCAGGGACAAAGGCUCAGAUGGGAACAAGCCUAGGCAGCCAGGCUGGAGCUCUGGGCUCCUGGUCUGGCCUGUGUUCCCUCCUCGGGGUCUGGGGCUGGUGAGGCCAAACCCUGCCCCUCUCUGCCAGGAUCCCCAUCUCAUCUCUCCCCUCCCUGCGGACCAGCCACUGAUCUCACCGACCCCAUCCUGGCUUCCAGCCCCUUCCACUGACCAGCUGAGACCUUCUCUGCUCUCCAGUCCUACCCUGAAGCCCUUGGGAAAAGAGAAUCUCCCCACCCCUCUAGUUAUUAGAGUCAACCCCCUGGGAUUAGGGUCAGGCCCUCCGCAUGCUCCCCUGCCCAUCUCGAGGUCCCCCUCAAAGUCCCCCGGGGGGAACCAUUUCCUCCAGAAGUUGGUUAAGAGGAGGUGGCUGGUGGGAGGGGGCUGCUGUAGGUGAGAGGAAGGACAGCCCCUCCCCUUUGCGCCUCAUCAGGGCCUUCCUGCUGCAGGUCUUGUCCAUGUCACCGAAGCCUCGAGCUCCGGGGACAGAUCCAGGCCCAGGUAAGUCUGGGGGUCCCUGCGUGGCUGGAGAUGAGGCUCGCCCAGGGACAAGGGUGAGGACCCUGUAUCCAGACAGAUGGAGCUCCAAUUGGAGGACAGGACCCGCAUGCCAGGGGCACAGCGGGGGCUGCAGGAAGAGGGGAGUGUGGACCAGACUGAGGGAUGAAGAGGGGGAGAUACGUGGGGGGCUUGGGGUCCUGUCCAUGGGCUUGCUGCCAUGCACACUCGAGGGAGAAGUGGGGAGAAGGUCAGCUGGGAUCAGACAGGGUGAGCCUGGGAAGGUGACCAGAGCAGGGCUGGGGUGAAGGGCAGAGUCUGGGGAUGUUGGGAGAGGGAGCCAACUGUUGGGGGGGGAGCUGGGGGUUGUGUGGGUGGAAGGGCCAGACUAUGAAGGGCUGAAGGGCACUCCUGACUGUGGCCUGGCUCCCUGAGGCCAGGCUGCAUCCCUCCCCCACAACUCCCCACCCUCCCCCACAUCCUACCUUCCAAGUUCAGGGUGGUGGGAGGACAGAGCCACCCCAUGCUCCGCCCAUGAUCAUGCUGCCUGCUGCCCUCCCCACAUACACACAUUCUAGCCAGGCUCUGUUUCCUGUUUUCAGGCUGCAUAUCAUGAGCACCGGGAUCCCCCAGGACACUCUCUGGGCUCCUCAGGCCCUGGGGCCCAAGGGCCCUGUCGCCCUGCCCCUGGCUCACCUGAGUUUCUCAGGCCCCAGGAUGCCAUAGAGGCCUGGUGAGUUACCUGGGGACUGAGGAUGGAUGGGAGGGACACAAAAAAGACUACAGGUGGAGAUCUGCCCUGGUGGAGCUGUGAUGGGGCCACUAACCAGAGUCAUGGGCAGGCCUUGCUGCUUUGCAAGACAGGAGUGGGGUGGUGGGUAGAAAUUUGCAGUGGGUGGGAGGGAGCAGAGGAGAGGUGGGCCAGCCCAGCCGCUGAGAGAGUGGGGAGCAGGCUGGAGGGUUUACUGGUUGGGCAGAACGCAGCAGUGGGGUUCGGUUAGGUUAGGAAGCUUCCCUCUGAGCGCUGCCCUGAUGGGAGGUGAGAGCGGCCCGCUGGGACCCUGGGAGUGUGUGGGUGGAAGGCCUGGGGUGGGGCCUGGAGGCAGGCAUUCCAGAGAUACUCAGGGGGCUAAGGGGCCAGCUACCACGGCCUUUCUCUCUUCUCGGGAAAAUUAUAAGCAGAUGUGGACGCCUCAGGGCGGCGUAGAGGAGGGAGCCCAGCCGGGGCAAGUUAACAGAGAAUCUGAAACUGGCGGGGUGGGGGGCGGCGGGUGCUCAAGGGCCUCUGCUGCUCCUGAGCUCAGGAGCCAGAAAGAGACUCCUCUGAGGUCCUGACCUGCUUCCCACCCACUGGGCGAGGCCAGGGGUGGAGGAGGGGGGAGGAGCCCAUUUCCAGAUGGCUGGUGGGUGGUCACAGGGAGGCGGCGGCUUCUCCUGAAGUCUGAGGCCAGGCUGGGGACUCCCUGGGUGAUAGCACCUAGAGCUGGGUGCAGACAUAUGCUGGCAAGGCCUUAGCAACCGGCUUCGGUGGGAUGGCCCUGAUUUGUGAUGUUUGCUGAUUUCCACCCCCGUGCUUGGUUUCAAGCUACUACUGUGACAGCACUGAACAAGGAGUUGGGAAGAGAAGUCAUGACUGGCUCUCAGAAGUCAGUAUGGGCCGUGCCAGCGCACCAGUGGUGGGGAGGGUUCUCCUUCAAGGUCAUCUGGACCUAGCCCUACUCCCACCCCAUAAAGCAGGAAGCCCCUAACAGCAUCACGGUGGUUUUGGCCUCUGCCUGCCUAUAUCCAGUGAUGGGGAGCUCACCACCUGAGGUUGCUGAUUCCAUCACAGAACUGCUUUGACCUUGGAAAGUUCUUCCUCUAACUGAGCCCAAGUUGGCUUCCCUUAUAACUUCCCUUCAUCGGCUCCAAUUUCACACCUUGGUAUAAUAUCAAAGUGCCCUGGGUAGGGGCUGUGCUGGGGAUUGGGAAUUCAGGCACAGGUCCCUGCCUCUAGAGGUCAUGAUCAGGGAACAGGCACUAGAACAGUGGUGUGUGGGUGAAUGGUGCUGGGGGUACCGGAAGGGAUGGGUGGGGGCAGUCUGCCACUGUGGAUCGGGAAGCAGGGCAGGGAAAGAGGGGUGACACUUGGGCUAGACCUUGAAAGGGAGUGCUUAAAGUGAAGAAUGGGGGGGAGGACGUCCAGACAGAGGAAACCGUGUGAGAAAGUCUCAGAGGCAUGGCCGUGCUCUACCUGGUCAGGAAUCAGACCUGGAGCCUGGGAAACCUGGGCCAGAGGACCAGAGCCUCAUCUCUUCUGCCACCCCUGGUCUCUGCAGCGACUUGGCCUCCAGGUUUGUGGCUGCAGUGCCCCUCACCUGCUCCACACCUGGCCCUGUCACAGGCCUCAGCAAUGUCAUCACCUCUGCGGGCCCUCUUUCUCCUGGCCCUGGGCCUGGGGCUGGCUGGAACCCUCAACCCCAAGGACCCCAACACCUGCAGCUUCUGGGAAAGCUUCACCACCACAACCAAGGAGUCACACUCCCGCCCCUUCAGCCUGCUCCCCUCGGAGCCCUGUGACCGGCCCUGGGAGAGCCCGCACACCUGCCCCCGGCCCACGGUUGUCUACCGGACCGUGUACCGCCAGGUGGUGAAGACGGAGCACCGAAUGCGCCUGCAGUGCUGCCGGGGCUUCUAUGAGAGCAGCGGGGCCUGUGUCCCGCUCUGUGCUCGAGAGUGUGUUCAUGGCCGCUGCGUGGCACCCAAUCAGUGCCAGUGUGUGCAAGACUGGCGGGGCGACGACUGCUCCAGUGCUUGUGCCCUGGGAGUUUGGGGGCCACAGUGUGACAAGCCCUGCAACUGCGGCAACAGCAGCUCCUGUGACCCCAAGAGUGGGGCAUGUUCCUGUCCCUCUGGGCUGCAGCCUCCACACUGCUUUCGGCCCUGCUCCCCUGGCCGCUAUGGCCCUGCCUGCCAGUUCAGCUGCCAGUGCCAUGGGGCACCCUGUGACCCACAGACCGGAGCCUGCCUCUGCCCCCCAGAGAGAACUGGGCCCAGCUGCGAGGUGUCCUGUUCACAGGACAGUGUUGGCUUCUUCUGCCCCAGCACCCCUCCUUGCCAAAAUGGGGGUGUCUUCCAGGCCUCUCGGGGCUCCUGCAGCUGCCCACCUGGCUGGAUGGGCACCAUCUGUUCCCUGCCCUGCCCCGAGGGCUCCUAUGGACCCAACUGCUCCCAGGAAUGUCGCUGUCACAACGGCGGCCUCUGCGACCGGUUCACCGGGCAGUGUCGCUGCGCUCCGGGAUACACAGGGGACCGGUGCCGUGAGGAGUGCCCCGUGGGCCGCUUCGGGCAGGACUGUGCUGAGACUUGCGACUGCGCCACGGGCGCCCGCUGCUUCCCGGCCAACGGCGCGUGUCUGUGCGAACACGGCUUCACUGGGGACCGCUGCGCCGAACGUCUCUGCCCCGACGGCCUCUACGGCCUCAGCUGCCAGAUGCCCUGCACCUGCGACCCGGAACACAGUCUCAACUGCCACCCGAUGAGCGGGGAGUGCUCUUGCCUGCCGGGCUGGGCGGGCCUCCACUGCAACGAGAGCUGCCCGCAGGACACGCACGGGCCCGGCUGCCAGGAGCACUGCCUCUGCCUGCACGGCGGCGUCUGCCAGCCCGACAGCGGCCUCUGCCGGUGCGCGCCCGGCUACACGGGCCCGCACUGCGCUAGCCUCUGUCCCCCUGACACCUAUGGAGUCAACUGCUCCGCACGCUGCUCCUGCGAAAACGCCAUCGCCUGCUCGCCCAUCGACGGCACCUGCGUCUGCAAGGAAGGUUGGCAGCAUGGUAACUGCUCCGUGCCCUGCCCGCCUGGAACCUGGGGCUUUGGUUGCAAUGCCAGCUGCCAGUGUGCCCACGAGGCAGCCUGCAGCCCCCAAACUGGAGCCUGUACCUGUACCCCUGGGUGGCACGGGACCCACUGCCAGUUCCCCUGCCUGAAGGGGAUGUUUGGUGAAGGCUGUGCCAGCCGCUGUGACUGUGACCAUUCUGAUGGCUGUGACCCUGUUCACGGACACUGCCAGUGCCAAGCUGGCUGGACAGGUACCCGCUGCCACCUGCCCUGCCCUGAGGGCUUCUGGGGAACCAACUGUAGCAACACCUGCACCUGCAAGAAUGGGGGCACCUGCAUCCCUGAGAAUGGCAAUUGUGUGUGUCCACCUGGAUUCCGAGGCCCCUCCUGCCAGAGAUCCUGUCAGCCCGGCCGCUACGGCAAACGCUGUGUGCCCUGCAAGUGUGCUAACCACUCCUCCUGCCACCCUUCGAAUGGGACCUGCUACUGCAUGGCUGGCUGGACAGGCCCUGACUGCUCCCAACCGUGCCCUCUAGGACACUGGGGGGCCAACUGUGCCCAGCUCUGCCAGUGUCGCCAUGGCGGGACCUGCCACCCCCAGCAUGGGAGUUGUUUCUGCCCCCCAGGCCGGACCGGACAUCUCUGCUUGGAAGGCUGCUCUCCAGGGGUGUUCGGUGCCAAUUGUUCCCAACCAUGCCAGUGCGGUCCCGGAGAGAGGUGCCACCCAGAGACUGGGGCCUGUGUGUGUCCCCCAGGGCACAGUGGCGCCCCCUGCAGGAUUGGAAGCCAGGAGCCAUUCACCAUGAUGCCUACCUCUCCAGUGGCCUAUAACUCACUCGGGGCAGUGAUUGGCAUUGCAGUGCUGGGAUCCCUGGUGGUGGCCCUGGUGGCGCUGUUCAUUGGCUACCGCCAUUGGCAAAAAGGCAAAGCGCACCAGCACCUGGCAGUGGCCUACAGCAGCGGGCGGCUGGACGGCUCUGAGUACGUCAUGCCAGAUGUCCCUCCGAGCUACAGUCACUACUACUCCAACCCCAGCUACCACACCCUGUCUCAGUGCUCACCUAACCCCCCGCCCCCUAACAAGGUCCCAGGCAGUCAGCUCUUUGCCAGCCUCCAGGCCCCCGAGCGGCCAGGUGGAGCCCACGGGCAUGAUAACAACCACGCCACACUACCUGCUGACUGGAAGCACCGCCGGCAGCCCCCUCCAGGGCCUCUGGACAGGGGUAACAGCCGCCUGGACCGAAGCUACAGCUGUAGCUACAGCAACAGGAAUGGCCCAGGCCCCUUCUACAGUAAAGGGCCCAUCUCUGAAGAGGGGCUGGGGGCCAGCGUGGCUUCCCUGAGCAGUGAGAACCCCUACGCCACCAUCCGGGACCUGCCCAGCCUUCUAGGGAGCCCCCGGGAGAGCAGCUACAUGGAGAUGAAAGGCCCUCCCUCAGGGUCUCCCCCCAGGCAGCCGCCCCAACUCCGGGACAGCCAGAGGCGGCGACACCCCCAGCCAGAGAGAGACAGUGGCACCUAUGAGCAGCCCAGCCCCCUGACCCAUGACCGAGACUCUGUGGGUUCCCAGCCGUCUCUGCCUCCGGGCCUGCCUCCUGGCCACUAUGACUCACCCAAGAACAGCCACAUACCUGGACACUAUGACUUGCCUCCAGUACGGCAUCCCCCGUCACCCCCACUUCGGCGCCAGGACCGUUGAGGAGCCAAGAUGGUGUGCAGAGGUCAGCACACCGGUUCUUUGCUGCUCAAGGCUGAGGACAGAGCCUGCUGUACCCUGCCAGGAGCAGGGAGAGGACUGGCCGGCCGUGAACAUGAACAUGUUUAAUAGAGGAAGUGAAUGGAGAGGAGAUGGGAGCCUGGCUCCCAGGUUCUACCAUGGGAAACACUGGUCAGCAGGAAACCUGUGUUCCUUUUCCCCAACCCAUUGCUCCCCAAGGCCCCCAGGGCCCUGUAUACAUAAACUGGUGGGUUGAAUGUUGCUGGAUAACUCUGAUUUCAGAUUGCUGUAAGAAGUGUAUAUUGGGUAACUUUUCUGUGCACUCCCGGGCUAGGCUCUGUGUGUGCGUGCAUGCAUGUUUUCAGAGGCGUACCAGGCACUGAUCCUGUCUUGGGGCACUCACUAUAUAGUGGAGAGGCAGCCCAAACCCAGUUAACUCUAGAAAUAGCGUGACUGGCCUCCCUGCAUUCAUUUGGUACUCCCGCCAACCAACUGCUUCAAAAUACAAGCUGGUUAGGUUACCCCUGCCUGAAAGUCUCCGUGGGUGCCCCAUGGCCCUUGGGCUACAGUCAAAAUUGUCCAAAGCCUUAAAGGCUUUGCCGGCCUGGCCUGCCUGUCUCUUCAGCCUCACUCUGAACUGUGUUCCCUAUCACUCUGCCCCAGUCACACUGGCCUCUACGUCCUCCUAUCAGCCACACGUCUUCCUACUACAGGGACCUGGCACAUCUGGAAUGCUCUUCCUCCCCCACUCACCUGUUAACUCCUGCUUGUCCCUCACACCCCAUGUUCUCUUUCACAGCACUGAUUACUGAUGUGUUCAUGCACCAGUUACCUGUAGAAGGCCUACAGGGUGCCAGGCACCUCUGUAAUGUGUUGCUUUUUAGUGUGAUUAUUUGAUUAAUCUCUGCCUCCCCCACCAGACUCUUAAGUUCCCCGAAAGCAGGAAUCCUGUGUUUAUGUUCAACACUGGCUCCCCUUGGCACAUGGUAGGCACUCAAUAAAUGUUCCCCCAAAG
Messenger RNA from Aethalodelphis obliquidens (Pacific white-sided dolphin), 11700 nucleotides. RefSeq names its product platelet endothelial aggregation receptor 1 (gene PEAR1). Gene Ontology annotation, cellular component: membrane. The transcript has 24 exons. The record is from RefSeq and is a predicted model, not a curated record. Lineage: Eukaryota; Metazoa; Chordata; Mammalia; Artiodactyla; Delphinidae. Gene Ontology annotation, molecular function: protein binding. The coding region runs from base 7368 to 10667 and encodes 1099 amino acids.